Colletes gigas is the source of this 12534-nucleotide messenger RNA. RefSeq names its product teneurin-a. Gene Ontology annotation, biological process: motor neuron axon guidance. Lineage: Eukaryota; Metazoa; Arthropoda; Insecta; Hymenoptera; Colletidae. The record is from RefSeq and is a predicted model, not a curated record. The transcript is spliced from 18 exons. The coding region runs from base 544 to 8463 and encodes 2639 amino acids.
GCGAACGCCGGCAGACCCAGCGACUCUGAGCCUGACAUGCUGACGUCCUAAAAGGGUGAAAUUCUGCCGAACUCCGCGGAGGAUUUCUAUGCGGCCCGUGGUUCAUCCGCUGGAAAUCUGACGCCCCGUCGCGCCAGCGAGCGAGGCAGCCUGUCGUUGUCGCUGUCUACCAAGAGGCAGUACCUGGUGAAAUACAAACGGAAAGAGGGCAGACAGAACGAGGAGCGGGGCUCCGCGUGGCCCGGGCUGCUCGACGAUCGUAGGAGGAAGUGUGCAACGGUGAAGGGUAACGGUGGUUUCGGCGACUACUCGGCCGCGGGCGAGUUCGAGGUCUGGGGCGACGAACAGCACGCGUCGGAUGGUGUAGAUCGGCAGGUGGCGAGGCCGCCUUCGCGGCAGCAACGAUGCGAAGGCGGUUCGUCGCUGAGGCCGUUGCUUCACGUGGCCCAUUGUGAACUCCACUCGCCCCGCGAGCCGGAACUCCUGCGGCUGGAUCAUCUGGAGGCGUUGGAGCACAAGUCCGCCGACCACGACUCCUACACGAUGAUGGAGAACUUUCGCAGCCCGGUACCGCCGCCCCUGCCGCGACGCCACAUCCGACUUCCUCCACCCCAACAGCAGGUGACAGUCGGGUCUCUGGGUGGUGGUUUAGGAGCCGGGGCUGGAAAUGGUGGCACGGGGACGGUGGGUGCUCAAGGUCAAGCCAUGGUAGUGCCAGGAUUUCCACUCCGCGGAGCGACGGUGCCGCAUUAUUCGCCGUAUUCGCCGUCACGUUUUCACAUCGACAAACGUUGCCAGCACAGAUGCUCCUGGAAAUGUUUCUCGAUCGCCCUGAUCCUCCUGGUUGUUGCGCUGACAGCGAUGCUGGCUUACUUCGCCACAGUGAGCUCCAUGCGGCCAAUAGACAGCUCGAAAUGCGUGGUAGUCCAAGAUGUCAAGGCUGUCACUCACGAGAACGCGCACGUUCACGACCCGAUAUCAACGCAAAUACCCACCGAAGAGUCAUUGCCGACGAGCACCGCGGAGCACUCGAGCGCGUCGGACAGCGCCGGGGAUCAGCAGAGCGAUCCCCAAAUCCAGCAGUCUGCGCAACAAUGGCCGGCGGUGCUCGAGCUCCAGGCGUACAACGUGGCCCACUCGGCCGUCAUACCGCCGUACAACUUCUGGAACACGGAAUUCCGGAACAAGCAGCCGGCGUUCAUCAGGCUGAACCUGACUCUGCCGUGGGGCGCGAACUUCGCGGUCUACGGUAGACGGAACGUCGCGCCCAGCGUCACGCAGUACGACUUCGUGGAGUUCGUCAAGGGUGGUCGCGUGGACCACAGGCUGAAACGGGACACCGCCUCCGAGGCGGUCAGUUUCAUGAAAUCCGGCGGCCAGGACGGUCGUACCAACCAUCGCAACGUCCGUUCUGUACCGUUGGACAGACACGUACUGAUCAAAAGGACCAUCGUCGAGCCCAUGAUGGUCAACGUCAGUCUGCUCCAGUACCUCGACACCGGUCGCUGGUUCCUCUCCGUCUACAACGACGAGCUGCAGCCGUACAAGGUCACCCUGGUCGUCACAGAAGCCGAAGGAGUCUCCACUACUUGCCCCAACGACUGUUCCGGACGGGGAUCCUGUUAUCUCGGAAAGUGCGACUGCAUCGACGGGUAUCAGGGAGCCGAUUGCAGCAAGAGCGUGUGCCCCGUGCUGUGCUCAUCGCACGGACAGUAUGGCGGCGGUAUGUGCCAUUGCGAAGACGGCUGGAAAGGUGCCGAAUGCGACAUACCAUUAGGCGAUUGCCAAGUUCCUGAUUGCAAUCAACACGGACAGUGCGUUAGGGGAUCCUGUGUGUGUAAUCCUGGUAGGAAGGGCGACUUCUGCGACGAACCCGAUUGCCCGGACCCUAACUGCAGCGGCCACGGCGCUUGCGUUUCCGGUAAAUGCUACUGCAAAGCUGGCUGGCAGGGGGAUAGGUGCAACCAGGUCGACCAGCAGGUAUACCAAUGUUUGCCCCGUUGCUCCGAUCACGGCACGUACGACCUGGAGUCCGCGACCUGUGUCUGCGAGGGACAUUGGACCGGCGUGGAUUGCUCGCAGCCCAGCUGCGGCCUCAAUUGCGGACCUCAUGGAACAUGCGAACAGGGUCUCUGCAAGUGCAACGACGACUGGACCGGUACCAAGUGCGAUCAGAAACCGUGCGAUCCUCGUUGCGCGGAACACGGCCAGUGUAAGAAUGGCACCUGCGUCUGCAGCCAAGGAUGGAACGGAAGACACUGCACGCUCCCCGGAUGCGAAAACGGGUGCAGCAGCCACGGAAUGUGCACUUUCCAGGACGGCGAAUAUAGUUGCGAGUGCUCGAGUGGCUGGGCGGGUAGAGAUUGCAGCAUACGUCUCGAAAUGGAAUGUAACGAUUUCAUUGAUAACGAUCAGGAUGGCAUGAUGGACUGUUCUGACAGCGAGUGUUGCUCGCACAAAACUUGCGCAGAGCAUAUCAUGUGCCUUACUAGUAAUAAUCCCGUGGACGUUCUUCUACGCAAACAACCGCCCAGCGUCACGGCGUCCUUUUAUCAGCGCGUGAAAUUCCUCGUCGAGGAGAACAGCGUACAAAGCUACGCUCAUAUGAACGAGUACACCGAAAGUACGUUCUGGAGUUCCUUUACACCGCGUCGAGUGGCGGUGAUGCGAGGCCAAGUUGUAACCGAGCAAGGGAUCGGAAUAGUAGGCCUCAGAGUGUCCGUGGACAGGGACUCUCGCUUCGGAUUCACGCUGACCAGAGCCGACGGAUGGUUUGACGUGCUGGUCAACGGCGGCGGAGCAGUGACGCUUCAGUUCCAGCGUAGCCCCUUCAAACCCCAUACGAGGACCGUGUUCGUGCCAUGGAAUCAAAUAGUGGUCCUACCGCCCGUGGUGAUGACCCUUAACAUGGAAGACGAUAAAUCCAACCAACCCCCCAGUCCAGCUGUCGGCUUCCCAGGGAUAUCGAUGGGACUCUUUAGCGAGCACGGCCCGUGUCUGGAGCACGACCAUGAGCUCCUGCGCCCCAUCAUCGUCAGCACUUGGAUGCCGGAAAAAGUCGGCGGUCUGCCCGGCAAGAGUUUGGUGUUCGCCGAAAGUCAGAUCGUGCAAGAGAGUAUCGCGAUUCCGGGCUCGAACCUCCACUUGAUGUACCAGAGCAGCCAGGCGGCCGGGUACUUGUCGACGGUGAGGAUGCAGCUGACCGGCCCGUUCAUUCCGAAGUCGCUGACGCACGUGCACGUGCACGUAGAGAUCGAGGGCUCCCUUCACACGAAGACUUACGAGGCGGACCCCAAUCUGACGCACACCUUCGCUUGGAACAAACGGAACGUUUACAAACAGAAGGUGUACGGCGUGGCGCAGGCCAGGAUCUCGAUAGGCUAUCAGCACUCUACUUGCGAAUCGAUGAUCUGGGAAACACAGACCGCUACCUUGCAAGGAUUCGACGUGGACAUCUCGGACAUCGGCGGCUGGGGCCUCGACAUCCAUCACCACUACAACUUCCACGAGGGUAUCCUUCAGAAAGGCGAUGGCACCACUCUCCACUUCAAGCAGUAUCCGCGCACCGUAAAAGUGGUGAUGGGCACUGGGCUCAAGAGAAGCUUGGUCUGCCAGGACUGCAACGGACUGGCCAAGGACGCUCGACUCUUGACCCCGGUGGCCCUGACCAGCGGUCCAGACGGCAGCAUUUACGUGGGCGACUUCAAUCUCGUCCGCAGGAUCACGCCUGAAGGAAACGUCUACACCGUGCUGGUCUUGAACGCGACGCAGGUGGCCUACCAGUAUCACUUGUGCGUCUCUCCGGCCGACGGACACCUCUACAUCAGUGAUCCUGAAAAACAUCAGAUACUCAAGGCGCUCACGCUGAAGGUAGUCCAGAACCCCAGCAUCAACAUCGAACCCGUCGUUGGAAGCGGGGAAAGAUGCAUCCCUGGUGACGAGAGCCACUGCGGAGACGAGGGACCAGCCAUUCGUGCCAAAUUGGCUCAUCCUAAAGGAAUCGCGAUCGCAGCCGACAAGACCAUGUACAUCGCCGACGGGAGGAACAUCCGGGCAGUGGAUCCCGACGGUAUCAUUCACACUUUGGUGGGCCAUCACGGUCACCAUAACCAUUGGUCGCCGGCGCCGUGCGUCGGUGCCAUACCCGCUCAUCAAGCCCAACUCCAAUGGCCGACCGGAUUGACCCUAAGCCCCCUGGACGGUUCCCUGCACUUUAUCGACGACAGGCUAGUCCUGAAGCUUACCAGCGACCUGAAAGUGCGCGUUGUAGCGGGCACGCCUCUCCACUGCACCAGCAACACCAACGGGAACAGCAACGACGGGGACCUCGUCGUCAAGAUGAACUCGUCGAUCACCACGAACCCCAAGAAAUCGGAGGAGGUGCUGGGCUCUGUGUUGGCGGUUGGCUUCAGCCCAACCGGGGAGCUUUACAUAGCGGAGAGCAACUCGCACAAGGUGAACUCCAUCAGGACCGUGGACAGCUCCGGGAAGAUGUCUCAUUUCGCUGGCCAGCAACAGCAACGGCUGCGCGACCAAUGCGAGUGCAACAACACCACGCCCAGCACGAAAGAUCUGGAGAGCUGCGCGUGCACUGAUGACGCGAGCAGCACGGAGACCCUGUUGUCGUCCAACGCAAAGUUCACCGCGAUCUCCGCCCUGGCGAUCUCGCCCGAUGGUGUUCUGCACGUGGCGGACCAGGGCAGCCUGCACAUCCUCGCCCUUCAGCCCUAUCUUCCGAAUCACGACGAGAGCGGAGAGUUCCACAUACCGUUCCCACCGACCAACGAGGUUUACGUGUUCAAUCGGUACGGUCAGCACAUCUCCACGAAGGACCUGACGUCCGGGAAGACGCGGUACUCGUUCCUGUACAGCAAGAACACGAGCUUCGGUAAGCUGUCGACGGUGACGGACAGCGCUGGGAACAAGAUUCAAUUCCUGAGGGAUUACAGCAGCGUGGUCAGCUCGAUCGAGAACACGCAGGACCACAAGUCGGAGCUCAAGAUAUCCGCGGUCGGAUUCCUGGAGAAGCUGUCCGAGAGGGGCAGAGCAGAGAUCGCUCUCGGUUACGAUGGCUCUACCGGGUUGCUGACCAGCCGAUCGGGAGGCGGUGAAACGUACAUUUACAAUUACGACAGUCUGGGACGCGUGACAGACGUGAUUCUGCCUACCGGGGAGAAGUUGAAGCUGUCCUCGGACUUGUCCGACGACGAAGGCUUGUCGGUCAAAGUGUGGGCUCCCCUUCGAGCUCUGUCGAAAGGCGACAGGCAACGGAACGUCGAAUUCGUCAUGAAGAACGAGAAGUCGAAGAUGCUAACGAUCACCGACGGCACGAAGGUCAAACAAGCUGUUGCAUUUACGAACAGUAGCUUGGAAGUUCUCCUCCCGGGCGGUGGAAGGGUCCUCAGCGCAGCUACCACCAAACAUCCGCUGUUGGAAGCCGCGUUACCGGUGGAAGCUGAAAUGUUACCCAUGUGGAGCUACCAGUUGAUGUCCUUGGGAGAGUUGACCAACACCAUGACCACCACGUACAGCUUAGUGGGCGACGUCAGUCACUUCCAGCAGACGCUCAACAGAGAGAUUUGGGUGAACGACACCCGGGUGAUCGGCGUGGAGUUCGAGCAGGCGUUCAGUCGCGAAACGUUCUACGACAAGACGAGGAAUCCGCUUCUGACGGUGACCUUUGAUCCCGCUGGUCUGCCUCUGACCUGGCAGCCUUACGAGCAAGGUCACAAUCUGAGCAUAACGUACGACAGAUUCAAUCGCAUCGACAGCUGGAAAUGGGGCGGAUCCGACGAGACGUACGGCUACGAUCGCCACGGGCAACUAGCGGAGGUGACCAACAGCCAGGACGGCACGAAACGGUUCACCUACAACGACUUCAACAUGCUCUCCAAGAUCACUCUGGCCAGCGACAGACACUUCUCCCUGCAGUACGACGACGACGGUGGGCUGCGUCACAUCAUCCUCCCGUCAGGAACCAAACACUCGUUCUCCUGUCAGGCGUCGCUGGGCUUCCUUCGAGUGACGUACACGCCGCCAGGAUGCAGCAGGGUGUAUCUACAGCAUUACAGCCACGACGGGAACCUGCUGCAAACCGUGUUUCCGGGUGACGGUGCCCGCAUCGUCUACAGGUACCACACUUCCGGUCAACUCGCCGAAGUUGUGCACGGCGACGGUAAAAGCGAGAUCAGGUACACGGAGAGCGGUUUGCCGUCCGAAGUGAUACACUCUGAACGCGACGUGGAGUACAAAUGGGAUUACCAGUACAGCGCGGGUCUCCUCGUGGAGGAGCGCAUCGACUUUGGCGCCAAAACUGGCCUCAGCAACGCCAAGUUCACCUUCGAAUACGACUCGAACUUUCGACUGAUCAACGUGCAGGGCAGAAUAGGCGGUCAGACUCUGCCCACUCACACGAUGGCGUACAGUCCCAGGACGGGUAUGCUCGAGCAAAUAGGGCAGUUCAAGGUGACCAGGCCACAGUCCAACGAAACCACCGUGUUCGACGGCACGGCGCUCUUCUCCAGAAUGACCGACGACAGGUUCUUGGAGACCCAAGUGACGCUGACCAUUCAUCAGCUGGAGGUGUUCAGGAUGGAGUUUGCUCACGAUUCCCGAGGUCGUAUCAAUCAGACCAGGACCUACACGCGCAACAUAGCUGUGAACACGUACACCAACGUGAAGAAUUACACCUGGGACUGCGACGGUCAGUUGACCGGCGUCGAGGCGCAAGAGCCUUGGGGGUUCAAGUACGACGGUAACGGGAACAUGCUGUCGCUCACGUACAGAGGCAACACGAUACCCAUGGAGUACAAUAACAUGGACAGGAUCGUGAAGUUUGGCGAGGGGCUUUACAAGUACGACAACAGGGGCUUGGUGGUGCAAAACGCCAGAGAAGAACGGUUCAAUUACAACGCCAAGGGCCUCUUGGUUCGAGCCACGAAACGCGGACGGUUCGACAUCAGAUACUAUUACGAUCACCUGGAUCGUCUCGCCACCAGGAAAGACAAUUACGGAAACGUUACGCAGUUCUUUUACAACAAUCAGAAACGGCCUCACGAAGUGAGCCAGAUAUACAGUCCGCGGGACGGUAAACUAAUGUCGUUGGUGUACGACGACAGGGGACAUCUCAUCUACGCACAAGUCUACAGGCACAAAUAUUAUAUCGCCACCGAUCAAUGUGGCACCCCGAUCAUGAUCUUCAGCCAGUACGGCGAGGGCAUCAGGGAAAUCAUGCGAUCGCCCUAUGGACAUAUCGUUUACGAUUCGAAUCCGUAUUUGUAUCUACCCGUUGACUUUUGCGGGGGACUUUUAGAUCAGGUAACUUCGUUGGUGCACAUGCCGAACGGGAAAGUCUACGAUCCGCUGAUAGGCCAGUGGAUGUCGCCAUUGUGGGAGAACGUUCUCGACAGGGUGGACAUCCCGACGCAUCUCCACCUGUAUAGAUUUAACGGAAACGAUCCUAUCGAUGUCAGGCACACGGACAGGGCAAAUCAGCCAACAGACCACAUAUCAUGGAUGUCGCAUCUCGGGUACGACCUGAAGAACCUGGCGCCGCAACUGUUCCCCGAGGAGCUGCCCGACAGCCUCGUUCCGCCCGCCCUCGGUCCAGGCACCUCCAUCUUCGGGAAAAAGAAGAGAACCAGGAACCUGAGCGUCCAAUCCGGCUUCCUCGCUCAUAUCGCGCAGAGGCAUUCCGGCGACGCGAUCAGUCUAUCGGCGCCGCCGCGUUCCGCGCUGAAGAAGGACACCAGCGAGCUGAUACCGAGUCGUCUGGGCGCAGCAACCGAUCCUCCGUUCGGGAAAGGUAUACUGGUGUCCAGGACAGAGGAUGGCCAGGCUGUCGUGUCCAGCGUGCCAACCGCGAACGCCAUCUACGGCGACGUGUUCACGUCGGUGUUCAACCGUUCCUACUUCCUGCCGUUCACGUUCGUCGUGCACAGCGCCCAGCAGGACGCGUUCUACUUCGUGAAGGAGGAGACCUGGCGAGCCAGCGAGGAUCGCGGUCAGCUGAAGCGUCUCGGCGGUCAGGUGAACACGACGUUCCACGAGAACGAGAACGGGAGCGGGAGCAGCUCGCUGAUAGACGUGAAGAUCCACGGUGUCAGCUACGUGGUGAACCUACGUUACGGCACCACCGCCGAGAAAGAGAAACAAAGACUGCUACAUCACGCAAAGACGACCGCGAUUCGCAAGGCCUGGCACAGGGAACGCGAAGCCCUGAAGGCGAACACACCGACGACGAUCGAGUGGAUGGUGGCGGAGCAGGACGAGAUACUGAAGUCGGAUCGGGCGUCCAACUACGAGGGCGAGUACAUCCACGACGCGCAGCUGUACCCGGAGCUAGCGGAGGACCCGUACAACAUCCGGUUCGUGAAGAAGGCGGUCGACCCGUCCAGCAAGAAGCGACGCAGAAGGAGAGGCGCGCCCACCUGUAAGCUGUGGUGGUUGGACAAGAUAUGCUAGAUCGACCUAGCCGGAGUCCUCCUCCCCCGAGCCGGGAGAACUGUCCAAAAAUCGAAGCAACAGGAAUUUUCGAACGUGGCGUGAGAGAGAAUCCGAACGGAUCGGUUGACGGGAAUCGAGCCGCUGUACCGCGCGGCGUCCGUAUGCACACGUAAACGUACUGAACACUAUCAAAAAAAGUUUUAUACCAAAGUCUAUUUGUGUAUUUCAAAGAUGCCAAAAACAUUAAGGUUAAUAUGAUUAUAUUGUACCGUGAUAGGGUGUAGUGUGUAAGGGUUCUAAACACGUGCGGCGUUUAUGAGAGAUGGACGCGAAACGUUCCGAGAUACCUGUCUCUCGUACCCGUAGAAAUUGGGGAGGGGGGUGUUGUAACGGAAAGAACCGGAAGUAACUCGGAUGUUCCUCGUCGCGAGGCGGAUAGUUCUCCUGUACGACAGACGGUGCCGUGCUCGGCAGGUCUGGGUUAGCGAAAUUCGCCAAGGGACGGCCCGGCAUUGAUAGAACGCGACGCACCAUGAGGAAACGACGAAAGCCAACGACCGCGGGAGCAGGCCAUUCGUCGUUGAGGCGAAUCGAGUGAGAGAAACUAGUCAAUAUAUAGCUUUACAUUGACGUAGAAACUUUUUCCAGUAGGAUAAGAACGACGAGAAGAGUGUGGACGCCUACAGGGUGUACUCGCCUGUCGCGAUAUCUUAGCCGUACUUAGAUUACCGAACGACGAGGAUCCAGGACCAGACGCCUCGAUCACGAGAAAAAUAACAAAACGAAACCGGGAUACGAUAGGUACGCUAACGUCGCGAGUGAAGGAGACACGGAGGCGCGUGUAUCUCAACAAUGAAUGGCCCUGUGGAAGCGGAAGAGGAAGAGGAGGAUCGAGAAGGACCCGGCGUCCAACUUACGAUGAUCGAAGGCUGGAAAACGUUGAGGUGUACUAUAAAGUGGUGCUUUCUCGUGCGAUGAGAAUCGGUGCGACAAGUAACGAGGGUGAAUAGUUAGAGGACAUCGGAACAUACUAAAUAGCGUGGCUAAGGUAUUUUUAACUGAUGGAUGUGUCCUAUCCCCGUUCCCCCUUUAGCGCCAGCGUCCACCACUUCCUCGAGGAUUUCUAUAUGUCGCGUCGUGUACGAAUCGUUCGAAAGGGAGGCUUUAUCGUUACUCCGGGGGCUAUCGGUAGACGAGAACGGUCCCCCGCGACCGACGACGAUCACGGGGCAGAAGGAAGCGUCGGGCGUGCGAGCCUAUGUCUGUCUGUUUAUGUAAGCCACGCGAACGUGGACAAACUCAUUAUCGGUAAAAAAAAUAAUACGUAUACACAAUAUACAUAUUCGUGCUUGCUGGAUAUGAAAUAACGAACGUUAACUAUCGUUUCUUCACCGAGUAACUAAGUGUGUAUAUCUAAAUUAACGCUGAUCAGUACCGAUCGUUUCGCUGUGUACUGAACGCCAUAUACGUCUCUACGUGCAUAAGAUAUUAUUUAACACCGGCCCCCCCCCCCUCCCUCGGUAACCCUCCACCUCCCGAUUUCCAAUAAACUCUUUCGAUGCACGAACCCGUGACUUUGAGCUAUCGAAAAUUAGCACCGAGAAGAUUUCAAACCGCGUAUUCAAACUUUUCUGUGUCUUAGCACUCUGAACCCCUUCCCGUUCUUAACCCCCCAACCCCCCCUCCGCUGGUUUCCUUUCUUUCGAUAUGCCCCUCGAUUGCUCCAACGCGUUACUUCACCGCGUUUUACUCGAAACGUUUAUAUAACUCGCCAUAUUGAAUACUUUGCGACGGCUUUAGGCGGCGCCGUUUUACGGGAUAGAUAGAUGACAACACACUGACAUUCGCUGUCCGGAUAGAUGAGAAAAUUACAAAACGAAAAAAAAGAUAAAACCUUAUACGCUGAGUGUAUAAACGAACAGAAACAAAAAAAAAUGAAUUAUAUAUAUAUAUAGAAAGGAGAGAAAGAGAAAGAGAAAAAGAGAGUUAUAUAGGAAAGCUUCGUAAUGUAUUUUUGACUCGAACUCGAGUGUUUAGAGCCUACGGUAACACCAAUUCUUCAAACUCUGCGGUCCAAGCGAGCACUCGUCGGUUAUACGCUCGUGCCCCUAACGAGGUCGAAGGCGGUCUUUGUUUUAAUAAUAACAUAGAUAUAUCUAUACGCUGCAUCGGACACACGUCACGCGUACUUCGAAACGCGUCCGUUCUUUCGCACUUUCUCGUCUCCCACCCUCUAAAUUAACGCUGCCAACACGAAUCUCGGCGAAAGGACGGAGCAUCGCGCGACGAACAGACCCUCGAAUGAUCGUUGGUGAUCGAGCCACAACUUCGAUUCGUGGCCCUCUAAACACUCACACUGCCCACCCACUCCGCCCCCUCACCCGCCCUUCCACUCCGUCACACCUCGCCCACCAGUCCCAUUUAUUCGUAUCUGUAACCGUAUAUAAUUACCAUUGAAUCGGCAAUGGCGUUCAAAGAAUCGACUAUUUUUUAAAACGAAAAGUAAAAAGGUAUCGAGUGUCAAAUUAUUGAGAGAAGAGAGAGUGUGUGUGUGAGAGAGAGAGAGAGAGUAAAAGUUAUGGUGGUAUUCUCAAACCGUGCAGGGUCGCGAGAACGGUACCGCAGCUUGUUCUUCGCGUUCAAAUCGUGCCAGAAAAACGAGAACAGUAAAAAGGCGAAGCAAAUGACGAGUGAACUCGCUCUCUAACUUCCGUGAAGUUUCGACUCGUUUCGCGGGAAAGAAAUAAAUGGUAAUGAACAAAACGGGAACUUUUUAUACGUUCGCCCCGACGAAGUUUUUCGACCGCUGGGGUUGACGCGAUUAUUAUAAAUAUGAAUAUAUAUAAAUAUAUAUAUAAAUAUAAAUACUUCUGGAAUUAACGGGGUAGAAAUUGCUCGAAGGGGCAAAACCGAACGAUUAUUACGAUUGUAUUGAUUAUAAACUACGAACUACACGCGGAUCGUAUAUACGAGGAGAUUAUGAGAAAUUAUGAGAUCUAUGGCCGGAAGCUAGCUGAAUCCGUCGGACCACGUGGGUGUAUGCUUACUCGAUUCUCGCGAAGCGAAACCUCGUCCUCGUCGGCGAGUCGAGAUCAGGAACAGCACAGAAGUUUCGAGCACACGGGAGAGAGUGAUAUAAUUAAAAACAAAGAAAAAUUAAUAUUGAGGAAAAAGAGUGUGAGAGAGAGUACGAGAGAGAGAAAGGAGAGCGAGUGAAUGCAGAAGAGUCAAGUCAUGCUGCAGCUACUACGACCACUACCUACCCCUUAAGUAGAUUAACGCUACUUUGCUGCUGAUCUAAUUGUUUACUGUCACGUGUUGCUGUAAACCUAAACUACCGAUACGAUAUAUUUUAUUUAUAUAAUCUAAUCGACUGUAUUUAUUGUAAAUAGUCACGAUGUUUGCUAUGAUAUAAUAUAUCUGUAAUUGGAUGGAACCUGCCUGAGACUGCGCCCAGCCCUGUCCUCUAUAAUUGUGUCUCUUUGUACUCGCGUACACACGAUACACGUACACACAACAAACACACACACACACACACACGUACGUGGACACACAGAUCUAUAUAUAUAUAUAUAUAUAUAAAGGUAACGAAGAGAGGGGGACGAUUCGAUUAUCAAGAAUCCGUGGACGAGCAGGUGCAAGCACAGGUAUUAGCUUAUCUGAGCGACGAAGGGAGAGAUAAAGACAGAUCUGUAACGCGUCCGGCGAACUAUUACGAUGUCAAUAUUUCGUCUCGCAUUGGACGACAAUUCGAGGAGCCGUACUCCUCGUUGUCGUAACUCUGCUCCACCCCCCCCCCCCAACCCCUAUAUCGAUUCCGUGAAUCUCACUCAUUCGGGAACCCUUUCGAGGAUGAAAGCGAACGAUGGUCACAGAUAAUUUUUAUAAAUGUAUUUCCCCCCAUCCCCACCCGGCCCCCGGUACUUUCGACGAACUCCGGAUCGAUCGAUGGUCGUCGUAGAGGCGCUCGAAAGAGUUUGGCAAAAUAACAAAACGAAAAAGAAAAAGAAAAAGAAAAAAAAAAAAAAGAAACGAUAUAAAAUUCCAAUUGACGAACCGCUGCCACGUCUGGCACACUGUGUCACACAA